Chaetomium fimeti is the source of this 2761-nucleotide messenger RNA. RefSeq lists its product as uncharacterized. The record is from RefSeq and is a predicted model, not a curated record. The coding region runs from base 345 to 2564 and encodes 739 amino acids. The transcript has 4 exons. NCBI's taxonomy places the organism in Eukaryota, Fungi, Ascomycota, Sordariomycetes, Sordariales, Chaetomiaceae.
AAAAAGCGUUAUAAAAUAUAAUAGACUUAGAGUUAAAUAUUUUAAUUCAACAGACUUUUCAGAUUACAAUACCAUCUUCAUCCAAGAUAAUCGUACGCAACGAUGAUAGUUUUAUCGUCGAAUUCGCUUCAUCUCCAGGACCCUAACAAGUCGAUCUUCACGUAACAUAAUUUUGAAACUUCGGGGUAAUCUCCAAGAUCAUUUUCACGCACAGUGGUGGCGCGCUAUGGUUCCUGUUGACCUCUCCAACGCUCCGACGAGCUGCAAUCUCCACGGCCCGACAGCCAUCGCUUCUCCAGCACCAAUGGAAACCUGCAACGUAGACCCGCUUGCCCGCCUGCCCAAUGGCCCCCGACAUGCACGCUCUACCAGAGGAAGGCACCGCCGACAAGGCUCUUUCCGUGCUGAAGAACGACCAUCUCGAACGAGUAAUCCAAUUGCGUGACAAGAUCUGCGCCCGCGAGACCGACCCGGAGAGAUACGAACUGUGUGUGCAAAUGCGGGACGAGCUUCUCCGGGAGAGCUCCGAAGUCCAGCUUCUGGCCGCCGCCUACGAUCAUGUCAUGUCUACUCAUUGCGCCAAGUACAAGGAUCGGAAAUUGGCCAGGGAAAAGCGGUCGACCAAGCGGACAAAACUGGACGAGGAUUCAGAGUGGAACAGGUUCCUCGACGUUGCAGAGAGCGGUCUGGAGUUCAAAUCCCAAUGUCUCUCUCCGCUAAAGACGGUAGCGGCCUGCUGGGGAGAGGAUGUUGUCCAGCACUACCAGUGGGUUUACAAGGGACCCAAAUACUGCAAAGUGCUCUGCACAGCAGCACGGAACGUUAACACCUGGAAGAGGGCCGUAGAGGCGUUGAAUUGGUUGAUGCUCAAACGAUCUCAGCAGGGACCGAGUCUCAAGCGGCGCCCGAUCCACGACUCGUCCAAUCCCAUCCAACAAGGCGAUUUGGACAACUUGGCCAAGUAUCCGCCGGACACCGAGCGGGCCAUCGAAGCGCCCCAGGGGUUUGGCUUCGACAAAUUCGGCCUCCUAGUCUAUGAGAAAUACGCUUCCGUCCUGCCACAGGCCGAUAGACUUGUUAGUCCGAGCUCGGCAACCCCGCCAGAAGUUGGCAAUUCUGAUACCUCUGAGGAGCCAUCGAUAUCAGACAGCACUACUAGCACAGGCCUAGAGACGGCCGCUGCCUCGGAGGGAUCGGAUCGGAUGAGUUUAGACCCUAUCGUGCGGGAGGUCAUCAAUACCGUCCUUGCCGAGGGCGCCAAUGAGGCGAUGACAAGCUGCGGCCAAUCUAGCAGUGAUUCUAAUCGGACGGAUUCCGACACCGACGGUGCUGGGGCCGAGGAUGGUCUUGGCCCUGCGAAUGCCGUCCCCGAUCAGUCUAUCAGAGUGGCACCUCGCCCACGUCCGUCCUACCAGGGCCUCGCCGGCACCAAAGCAGCCAAGCCCAGACAAGCUCGACUUCCCCGGGUCCAGGUUACAGAGAUGCCGCCAGACUGCUGUUCGAAAGUGCCAUCAUCGCUCCGAUUGGCCUUGACCAACCCGUCUCUGUUCGACCACGAGGCAGCAGCCCAACUCUUCCCUUUCCUCGGCCAGCUUUGCCGUGAGCACCUUCAGCGCUAUGCCGAACUUCGGCACCACACCGAGCAGCCACUGGCUAUGGCUUUGGCCAAAGGCGCCGGCUUGCUUGAGCAUCUAAAUACACCAAGCAAAGCCGCGUUGUACGCCGAUGCCAGUACUUCCUUCCGCCGCCGCAGAGCCUCGCUGUCCGAUAUCACCACGCCGUCGAAGCGGCCACGGCUCGACGCGCCGCUGGCACUCUCUAAGUGGCCAGGCAUUCGUGGAGACCGGCCGGCGCAGGACAUUAUAGCCGACGAUGCCUACCGGCGACGAGUGAUGGCCGAACUGCGCCAGGUCACGCCGGUCGCUGGCUCGCACGGCGAGGAAACCAAUCGGCUUGUUUACGAAUUGUUAGAGAGGGCCUGGUUUUGCACUGGCGACGAAGCAGCACAUAUGGUCGAGUCUCGGUCUCCCGUCGACGCUCCGAUCUUCACCAAAGACCAGCAGCCGUUUAGAUGGGGCGAGGGAGGACGCCCGGUUGAGCAAUUCUUUCGGAGAACGAAGGGACAAUCGGGUUCAUCUGGAUGUCAUCCCCAACAAAAGAAGAACGGGAAGCGUGGAUGGCCAACCCCCACUGCUAUACCGGUGGCAGAUGGAGAUACGUCCUCAUUCGGCCAGGCGAGACUGUUUUUCUUCGGGCCGGGCACGAUCCACGGUGUCUUUCGAGAACAAAAUUGCCAGACAUUGGCUUUCGGUGGCCAUGUUCUCCAGUGGUCUGGCAUCCAGCGCUGGAUCCAAGUUGUUCUUGCCGAGCUGAACAACCCGGCAACCACGAAUGAGGAGAUGAAGACGACCGCGCCGAAGCUCGUCGGCGUGGUAGCAACGCUUGUCGAAACCAAAGUGAAGGAGGGUCGGGUCGAGGAGCUUGGUGGCGAGGCUGCAGUCAAGGGCUUCUUCGAAUCCGUCAGAGAAGUACGGAGAAAACAAAACUGGAAGAAUUUCAAUUAGUCGCAGAGAGUUGAAGGCCAUAAUUAAGCAGGAAGGGGGGAAGGGUGUGUUCAUUGCCUUUGUAUGGUUUCCUGAGUAACAGUUCCGUAGUCAAUCUGAUCUAGUAGAGGGGAAAGGCUCGGCGAGACACAGCCCAUCGUGGAUAUUGCCUCUCUCCUUAGGGUCCCGUCUCAGAUGAGUCCCUGUCUACUACCCGG